This is a messenger RNA of Chondrus crispus (carragheen), 429 nucleotides long. RefSeq lists its product as hypothetical. NCBI's taxonomy places the organism in Eukaryota, Rhodophyta, Florideophyceae, Gigartinales, Gigartinaceae. Bases 1 to 429 code for a protein of 142 amino acids. The record is from RefSeq and is a predicted model, not a curated record. The transcript has a single exon.
AUGCAUUCUAUCGUUCUCGACACCUCUGUGAUUGUUGGCGCGCUGAGAAGCGGGCAAGGGGCUGGAAAUGCAUUAUUGCGUGAGGUGGCGCAGGGCAAUUUGGAGCUGCUGGCCACGCCGGCCUUGUUCUUCGAGUAUGAAGAGGUCCUUAAGCGGGCGGAACACCGGAUCGUGACGGCAAUGUCAGAGGAUGCGGUGGAUAGAUUUCUUGCGGCCCUGGCCAGUGCCUGCCGACCAGUGGAGAUACGGUAUCGAUGGCGCCCACAGUUGCCAGAUGCCAAUGAUGAGAUGCUGUUGGAGGCCGCGGUCAAUGGUCAAGCCGAUGCGCUGGUUACCUACAACCUAAAGCACUUUCGAACCGCUUCGGUUCGAUUUGGGCUCCGGGUCAUGCAACCCGGAACAUUCUUGAUGGAGAUGCGAGAUGGCUAA